Molecule: messenger RNA, 1857 nt
Organism: Penicillium nucicola
Lineage: Eukaryota; Fungi; Ascomycota; Eurotiomycetes; Eurotiales; Aspergillaceae
Product: flavin-containing monooxygenase
Exons: 3
Coding region: 1-1857 (618 amino acids)
Molecular function (GO): N,N-dimethylaniline monooxygenase activity; NADP binding; flavin adenine dinucleotide binding
Source: RefSeq, a predicted model, not a curated record
AUGGCUCUUGUAGAGACUCCCGUGGGAGAUGUUCCCUUCUCAAAUCCCCGACAUGUUCCCGAGUCGAUCCAGCGUAUCUCUGAGCUAAAGGACGCGACUACUGUGACAGUGGACAACGAUGCCAAUUCCACCGUGGAGGAAAAUAGCUCAACCUUCGAGCUGGAGGAGCAUCCAGUUGAUGAAGUGCGACCCAUCAAAGUUGGUAUUAUCGGAGCCGGUCUGGCAGGAAUUACAGCCGGAGUGAUGCUCCCCACGAAACUGCCCGGACUCGAUCUGCGAAUCUAUGAUAAGAAUGCCGAUGUGGUCGUGGCUAACAUCAUCAGGUUUGAGAAUGUAUACCCGGGUGUUCGCUGUGAUAUUCCUGCACAUGCCUACCAGUCCAAUAUCUCGCCGAAUACACAAUGGACCGAGGAGUUUGCCCAAGGCAAGGAGAUUAGAGACUAUUGGCAGGGUGUUGCACGCAAGCACAAUGUCUAUCAAUAUCUCCGUGCAGGACAGAAGGUCCAAAAGGCUGAAUGGAAUCCCGAGAAAGGGAAAUGGAACGUCACCAUUGAAUACGUGGAUGGCUCCAAGAUAUACGAAGAAGAACUGGACGUUGUAAUCAACGCCAUAGGCCAUUUUAAUGCCUGGAAACUACCCGACUAUGAGGGUAUCAACAACUACCAAGGAGGUCUCUUUCAUUCUUCCAAUUGGGAUCCCAGUGUCGAUCUGAAGGGAAAGCGAGUGGCUCUCAUAGGCAACGGUGCUUCUGGUCUUCAGGUUCUCCCAUCAAUCCAGCCACUCGCCAGCCAUGUCGACCACUUUGCCCGGAAUCCGACCUGGAUCGCCGAUUCAUUCAGCAGCGGAAACGUGGGAGUCCGCCGUCUGGAGCCAAACCUCUUCUCCGAGUCCCAAUUGGAGACCUUCAAAGACCCCAAAGCAUACCUGGAGUACCGACGCGACGUCGAGAAAGGCUACUUCCAACGCUUUGGGGCAAUUUUCAAAGAUACGCCAGAAAAUAACAGCCUCAAGGAGAAAUGGACAAACCUCAUGCUCCAACGUGUCAAAGAAAAGCCUGAAUUAGGUGACAAAAUUGUCCCAGACUUCCCACCCAACUGCCGCCGCCCAACACCAGGACCCGGCUACCUCGAAGCCCUAUCCCAGCCAAACGUCGACUACAUCCAAACGAAGAUUAAGAACUUCACACCAACCGGCAUAGUCACAGAAGACGGCAUAGAAAGAAAAGUCGAUAUAACAAUCUGCGCAACAGGAGCAAACAUCGACCACGCACCCCCAUUUUCCAUAAUAGCCAACGGACUCGACCUGAAAACCGCCUGGAAGCGUGACGGCCACUUCGGCUUCCCAUACUCGUACCUCGGCUUCGCAACGCCAGGCUUUCCAAACCUCCUCUGGCUAGGCGGGCCCUACUCCUCCGGCCACAGCGGCACCGUUCCCAACAGCAUCGAGAACCAAGUCACAUACAUCGCCAAGGUGCUCCGCAAGCUCCGCAGCCAGGGCAUCAAAUCCAUGGCCCCAUCCAAGGCCGCCACCGAUGAUUUCGUCGAAUACUGCGACAAUUUCUAUCCGCGGACGGUCUGGUCCGCGAAUUGUAGCUCCUGGUAUAAUGGCGGCAAGCCCGGUUCCAGGAUUCACGGAUUAUUCCCCGGCAGUGCAUCGCAUGCCAAUUACAUUCGGCGGGAUCCGCGCUGGGAGGAUUGGGAGUAUUCUUAUGUGGGAGCUAGUGGGAAUCGUUUUGCUUGGUUUGGGAAUGGAUGGACUACGAAGGAGAUUACGCCUGGAGCGGAGUUGACGCCUCAUUUGAGAUUGCCGGAGGAGUUGGAUUUGAAGUCUUAUAUGGAGGGCUGGUGGGAUGUGUAA